UACAUCGACGCAUAUCGACCGACGACGUCAACUGUCAAGUGUCGAGGUGUAAUAACAGUCUACAGUGAUUUCUUUUGUAUUCACUUGCAUUUUGAGCACAAAUUUAUCAGUCUCAAGAAAAAAAUUGACAAAAUCGAUACCUAACAGGAUGGUCAGUUUGUAGCAUAGACCGUUCGUUGAAUGUGAUAAGCCCCUCUUUUCUUUAAUUUUUAACCUGCCUGCACAAGAUGUCUUGGCUAUUUGGCAAAAAAAAGCACAAGGAUUCACCUCCAGAAUCCAGGGAUGAGCAAGAGGACCGGCCUCCCGCAGAUCCAGGCGAUGAUUUCAUAGUAAUUGAAAGAAGAAGAACUUCUUUGCCACCUAAUGUCAGUGACGACGGUAUUUCUUAUCCUAGUGGAUUGUACCCCUUCAUCGGUGGAACACCAAUGAACCCUGCAAUGUCAGCUGGUAAUUUACCAAAACUGAUUCAGCAAGCGGAUGCUCCACAUUAUCUGAGUGGUGUGCCAUUUAAGUUAUGUAAACAAUUGCAAAGUAAUAUGAACAACGACUUGGAGAUAGAUGGUUUACGGAUUAGCGAAAUAAUGUCUUUCGUUGAAAGAUUAGAAAAUCAAAAUUACAAUUACGAUUUCUCGCUUGAAAAUGGAGUUAUUACAGAAAUGGAUAGUAGAACUGACGAUUGACUUGAAACCUCUUUGAUUGUUAUUGUUACAUAUAAUAGGAAUGUAAAUUCUACGAAUUAAAGAAUCAAAUUUUGUUAUAGAUAUAUAUACAUACGUAGCUUUUAAUUGUGUGAACAUAAUAGUUCUUUUUAAAGAUGAGAUAAAGAGGAAAAUGUUGCAUGUAAUAAUAGUAGAUGUUAAAUUUCUUUUAUUCACAUUUUUUUAAAACGUUCCUAUUUUUCAUGUAAUAACAAAUAAAUACGUGAUAUCUUAAGUAUAUUAGUUACAAAAAUAAUACAUGAAUAUUAAGCUUUUGAGAAAAAAAUUAGUUUGCAGGCUUGAAUUAUUAUGAAAGAAAGUAUAACACCAAUUUAAGAUUAAUUUUUUAUGUAUUUAAGUUGCUUAGAGAGAUAGUUUUAUUGCCAUAAAAUAUAUGUAAUUAAUGCACACGUUCGAUACGUUAUAUAUUAUUCGUGAUAUAUUUCAUGACAUACUAACAAAAAGCGUUCUAAAAAGACAGUUGUAUAAAUUAUACAGCUGUAUAUAAAUAAAAUGUAAA
Messenger RNA from Wasmannia auropunctata (little fire ant), 1218 nucleotides. RefSeq lists its product as uncharacterized. The transcript has 2 exons. The record is from RefSeq and is a predicted model, not a curated record. Lineage: Eukaryota; Metazoa; Arthropoda; Insecta; Hymenoptera; Formicidae. Bases 228 to 680 code for a protein of 150 amino acids.